AGAUUUCUGGCAGCAGACUUGGCUAAUAUACGUCCAGAUCUCUGUCUGUGACUCCAAGCACCGAAGAAAAGCUUGCAUCAGCGCCAAUUCAUGACCUCGUCAAUUUUGGAAGAGAAUCGAUGGGCGCACAUGGAUACAAGUUGGAUUUCACAGAUGCAGGCCACGGCACGCGCUCUGCUCUUAGUUUGACCCUCGAAACUUGCACUCAGUAUAGAUCUAUCCUCGUAAACAAAACGCAUGCAGUUGAGGGCGCUUGAUCGCCUUUCCGCUGCUGGCGGCGCAUCCAAAAGUUCCUGUCUCUCGCUGACGAUUAGCCCUUUCGUAAUCGAGAUGGAGGCGAGCAAUCGGGAUAGAAGCGAGCAAUCACCGCGUGAUGCGCGUGUCGCGAAUCAGUCAGUUGCGCUGACGCGGUUGUUCCUUGUUCUCUACCAUGAUGAAGACCUCCCUCAUCGCCCUCGCUUGUGCCUGUGCUGCUCUAGCCGUGCCUCUCACUGAGGACCAGACGCCAUUCAUCUUCGACCAUGAUUACCAGCACCCAGACUUCCCCGGAUUUGAUCUUAGUGCCAAACGUCUCGUCGAAAUGGAAGGCCAACCUCCGGUAUGGAUGUCCGAGCUGGAAAAGAUCCAAGCGAAAGCACGAGGCAUCAAGUUCUUCGACAUAACUGACACGGAGCACUUGACCGCCGGGAAUAGAUUCCAAACUCAAGCUUCUUUUCCCGCACCUAACGCCACUGAGAAGGUCUGGCCGAUUAUCAAGAAGCUCUCUACCGAGGGCCCUGAAGAGAAUCUCCGCACAUUCACUGGUUUCCGCACGAGAUACUACCGCAGUGACACAGGAAAGCAGAGCCAGCAGUGGCUCAAGGAGAAGAUCAAAGAGACCACUUCCAAGUGGGGCUCCAAGUCCCUCCAAGAUCUCAUCUCAGUCUCCGAAUUCUCGCAUAGCUGGGGUCAGCACUCUGUUAUUGCCAGAAUCAACGGCUCCUCCACAAGCGACGAUGCGGUUAUCAUCAUCGGUGCUCAUCAGGAUAGCACCAACCUUUGGCCUUUCCUUCCUGCCCCUGGCGCUGACGAUGAUGGCUCUGGUUCUGUGACGAUUCUUGAGAGCUACCGCGCUCUUCUUGCUGCCGACUUUCAUCCGAAGCGUGCCAUUGAGUUUCACUGGUACUCUGCGGAGGAGGGCGGUCUUCUAGGAUCUCAAGCUGUAGCUCAAUCGUAUCAGCAGAAGGGUGUCAAUGUUCUCGCCAUGAGUCAGUUCGACAUGACAGCUUGGGUCAAGGCCGGAACCCGCGAGGAAGUUGGCAUUAUCACGGACUUUGUUGAUUCUGGGGUCACUGAAUUCAACAAACAACUCGUUGAACUCUAUCUCGACAUUCCUUGGGUCGGCACCGAGUGUGGCUACGCUUGCAGUGACCACGCUUCUUGGGCCAAAGCCGGAUACCCCAGCUCUUUCACGAUUGAAAGCAGCUUCCCCAACUCGAACAAGAAUAUCCACUCACUGAACGACCGCAUUGAUGUUUCCGAUGAAUUCAGCUUCUCACACAUGAAAGAGUUCUCGAAGCUUGCCGUUGCGUUCGCCGUCGAACUGGGAAGUGUCUCCAAGUAGAUAGAUAAUGCCAUGUAUUUAUUUACAUUCUGAUCAGUAAACACAGCCACUGUCUGCUUCGUCCUUUAA
Molecule: messenger RNA, 1672 nt
Organism: Mycena citricolor
Lineage: Eukaryota; Fungi; Basidiomycota; Agaricomycetes; Agaricales; Mycenaceae
Source: the annotation of a GenBank genome assembly